This is a messenger RNA of Monodelphis domestica (gray short-tailed opossum), 6611 nucleotides long. NCBI's taxonomy places the organism in Eukaryota, Metazoa, Chordata, Mammalia, Didelphimorphia, Didelphidae. The record is from RefSeq and is a predicted model, not a curated record.
UUGUUUGUUUUUAAAUCUUGCACCCUGGAAUGAAUGCUUCUUUCUCUCUCUUUCAAUUUUGACUUAGAUAAGUUCUUUAUAUCAUCAAUUCUGUGUUAAAUGUUUGCUGUUACUUUGCAAUAGCAAUAAGGUCUGUAACUUUACUAGCUAACUCUCUAAGGGCAAAAUGUAUGUUGUAUUGUCUUUGAUUCAAACUUGAGCAUCAAGUGCAUUUGAAUAGAAUAUACUCAUGAAAAUCAGCCUUGGAAAUAGCCAUGAGUGUUUACCGAGGCCAAGAGGCAGGAGAAAUCAAAGGGCAUGACUAUGCUAUGAUUUACAAAACAGCGACCCAGAGAGAUGAAAACCAUACACCAGACAGUAACUUAAUCAGACUCACAAGCAAAAUGUUACAAAUGAAUAGGCUGGAAGGAAUAACUACACGUUAUAAUAGUAAUCUCUUGGAGAAAAUGGCAUUUUUUCAGUGUAUGGAAAAAGGUGAGACCGUACAGUGUUUUUUGAAAGAAAAUACCAGUGAACUUGAUUCAGGAGCUGAAGAGAAUGAGGCAAAGGAGACGGUGUGGCAUCAUUUAAGCCUGAAGGAAACAUGUGUUGUAAAGAAGAGAACUCUAGACCCCACAGAGAGAUCUACUCAGAAGAACCAAGCCUGCUCAGAGAAAGAAAAGAUUCAUAAACUCAACAAGGAGAAUGCUGAAAAAGCUUGUGCUUCCCUGGUUCAGAAGAGUUCUCCCACAGGAAGAAUUCAAAGCCCAGGAGAAGAUUUUCCUUCCAAAGAAGAAUAUAGAGAGAAUAUUGAAAGAGCUACAUCGAAGAUGGGAAGACAAGAAGAGGUAACCAUUAAUGGAGAAAACCAAGACCCUGUGGAAAAACCCAAAGCUUUGGGAGAUGUGAAGAGAUCUCAAGAGAGUAUGGUCUCCAAAAGAGAGAAGAAUGCACUUCAUGCUAAAGGCGAUACCAAUGAGGAAGAAACUGGGGAGGAAGGAUCAACAGGUGCAAUAAAGGAAACAUUAGAAAGGUAUAAUGACAGUAAAAAGGAUAAUUCUUCAGUAAUAUCCUCAGGAGGCCAAUCCAUGAGGCUUCUUUCCCAGAAUGCUGAGCUAGCUGCUCUGGCAGACCACAGCAGUAAGCGAAGAGUGAAUGAUGGAGGCCUCCUUACUGAUGAUAAGAAGAAGAGUAGAGUUGACAUAGAGGGCAGAGAUGAAAAAUGCAAAGCCCAGGAGCCCACCAAAAUAAAACAAGCCCUGAACAGCCUACUAAGCAAAUCCCAGGAGUCACCUAAGAUUAAAAAGGGGCAUCUAGUAAAGUCUCCUACCAAGGAGAAAGAUCUGGCAAUACCACAAGAUAACAGUCCUGCUCCCCCAGCCCCAUUUGAUCACAGGAUUGUCACAACCAGACAGACAGCAAUCAACAGCCUCUAUAUUGUGAAUAAGAGGGAAAUCUUAGGAGGGGGACGGUUUGGUCAAGUACACAAAUGUGAAGAAAAAGCCACAGGCCUGAAAUUAGCAGCCAAAAUCAUCAAGACCAGAGGGGUUAAGGAAAAAGAUGAAGUAAAAAAUGAAAUCAGUGUCAUGAACCAGCUGGACCAUGUGAAUAUCAUCCAACUCUAUGAUGCCUUUGAAUCCAAGAAUGACAUUGUCCUGGUGAUGGAAUAUGUGGAUGGAGGAGAACUGUUUGAUCGAAUAAUUGAUGAAAACUACAAUUUAACUGAGUUGGAUACCAUUUUAUUCAUCAAGCAGAUAUGUGAGGGGAUCAGACACAUGCAUCAGAUGUACAUCCUUCACUUGGAUCUGAAGCCUGAGAACAUCCUGUGUGUGAGUCGAGACGCCAAACAAAUAAAAAUUAUUGAUUUUGGAUUGGCAAGAAGAUAUAAACCUAGAGAAAAGCUGAGAGUAAACUUUGGAACUCCUGAAUUUCUUGCUCCUGAAGUUGUGAAUUAUGAUUUUGUUUCGUUCCCUACUGAUAUGUGGAGUGUUGGCGUGAUUGCCUACAUGUUACUCAGCGGAUUGUCUCCUUUCCUGGGUGAUAGUGAUGCUGAGACACUAAGCAACAUCUUGGCUUGUAGCUGGGAUUUGGAAGAAGAAGAAUUCCAAGGCAUUUCUGAAGAGGCCAAGGAAUUCAUCUCUAAGCUUCUGAUUAAGGAGAAGAGCUGGAGAAUAAGUGCGAGUGAAGCCUUAAAGCAUCCCUGGUUGUCAGACCACAAUCUACAUCGCAGACUUAACUCACAGAAGAAGAAGAAGAUCCCAGGCUCCAAAGCUCAGUAACUGGCAGCCCAGGACCCUGCUGAAGAGUGUUACAAGUUGGAAGGAAAACUGCUGUGGUUGUUGCCCUUUCGAGGGGACUUUGGAAAAAUCAGCAGUUUUGAUGCUUUGACCCCAGCAGUGACUGGAGGCAUCUACCAAAUGGAGUAACUCCACCUCUGACUGUAUUACUGAGCUGCUUUUUUUUUUUUUUAAAGUCAUGCAGCUUCCAGAAGAGGAAACCAGCAGAAGCUUUUCCCAAAGAGGCAUAAAUACCAGAGCCCCCACAUCCUUUACCUCACUUCUGAGAUGGUUGCAGUAGUUUACUAUUGGGAAGACAAUUUUCUCUGCUGUCUUUUGCUUUCUCCGUCGAUGGGGCAAGCUUGCCAUCAUGUUAACUGUUGCUGUGUUAGGCAGGUGGACUAGAAAUGAAUUUGAUCUGAAAAUUUCAAACCUGAAAUUGUGUUUGAAGUGGCCGAGUGCUAACAAGUUUUAAAACGAGAGUAUUGCAUAAUGGAGAUUUUGUGGCAUAUGUUCUUUUGAAUCUACUAUGUAUAGGAAACAUUACUUUGUUCUGUGUUACAACUGAUGAUCACAGAAAGUUUAUUUGUCAUGAAAGAGUUGGGAAAAGCCAUUAAAAUGGAUUCAUUAUUGCUCUCCAUUGCAAACUUUGAUCUAAUUUUGUUAAGAGUUCUGAAAAUGCCAAUGAACAACUAUAUCCAAAAUUAGUAGUAAGCAGGCAAAGUCGUCUUGGGAAAGAAAGGCAUUGUGCCAGUCCUGGAAUGAUUUGGGGCACCGAGCCCAAAUGUCUGAAUAAAUUUAACUAUGACAGGUACAUAUGAUACUGAAUUUAUAACUUACAAGUAAGGAAAAUCAGUACAUUCACUUGGCCAAUGAAGAUUAAGCUUUGCUUAAGUUCUACUGUGUACAAGGAAGCCAUUCCCAAUUGAAAUCUUCCACCUAUUCCCUGAGAUAGUAAGCCAUUUCAUCAGAUAUUGAAUAAAGAAAAUAUCCCAUGACUAAUGAGCUCUGUUAUACACAAACUAUACUCAUAGGGAAAAAAAAAGCAGAACUCCUGCCAUACUCUUAAAAAAAAAGGUAAAACACACAAGAUACUUUUUAAAUGAAAAAAAAAAUUCUUUCUUGCUUAACUCACUUUCCAAAUUUUAUAUCAAAUGUUCAGUUCAGUUACUUUUUCCACAUAGUCCAUUUCCAAAUAACUGUUGUGUUGAGGUCGUUACAAUAAUGUUUUCAUUUUGGGUCACUUUUUCUUCUCUGAUACUAAAGGGGAUUGCUUUAUAAAGAAUCUGGUAAUUAGCAUUGAAGGCAGAUUAAAUUUCUUCAACUUAUUCCUCACAUUUCCAAUGUCCACUUCCAAUAUAUCUUCAAGGAGGACAUAUGAAUAACAUGCUUAUUCCCAUUUUACAGGUUUGUGGGAACUGGAGGCAAUUGAGGUUAUGGAAUUUGGCCAAGGCCCCAUGGAAAGGUACUGGGAAAGGCAUGAAACUGCCUCCCUUUUCCAAGGUUCUUACCAUCAUGCUUCACUCCUUUUUUUCAUCUGGCCUAUUCAUUUUUGUUCCAGGAUUGAUUUCCCCUCCUGUUUUUAUGCGACUGUGCUUACAAUGUUUAAUUUGGUUUCCUUAUGGGGAAAAAAUCAGAGAAAGAAACUGUAUGCCUGAAGUCUUGUAUUACUGGGCUAUCUUUAGCUGAUGAUAUGCAGUAUAUCUGGAAAGUUAUAAGCCAGUGCAUGCAUGAAUAAUCACUUAUACCACAGUGUCCUGGCUUUCAUUCAAAUGCUAAAUAGGACACAAGGGUCUGAUUUUAAGCCCCUUAUGGAACAGUGUGUUCUACCAUAGAGCAAGGAAAGUCUACCCAGAUACUUUCUUGCCUGGCUGAGUAGAGCUCAAAUUUUGAUUUAUCAGCUCCCUUUCUCUAGAUUCUAGCAUGAAUUUGAGAUUCCCCAAUUCAAACUGAGGAGAUCUAGUCUUGUGAAAUUCAUCAGCGAUGACCCUAAUGUUUCUGGGAGUGAAAUACUUAGAUAUUUAGAAAUAACUCUUCUACUUUGGAAGUGUAUUUUGUUUAGAUUUGUAUUUUAAGAUCCACAAUUGGGAGGGAAACUGCCCCAACACUAGCUGAGUGCUUUUAAUAAGAAAUUUCAGAGGUGUUAAGUUUUGCAGAGUUAAUUAUUGCAGGUCAGGGUUAUGGAGGAAUGCAAGAUCAUGGAUUGGAGCCAUGUUCUAUGUCUCCAUAUUUCUGUAGGGCUGAUCCAACUCCUUCUUGCCAAAUGUUCUACUAUUCCAGAAGGUCAGAGAUAUGCAUGGUAGGUGGGGUUGCAAAGCAAGGACCUAAAUUGUAGCAUAGAUUAUGUUUAGAGCAGAGCCAUCAUGAUCAAUUUUCCAAGGGGACAUAAUGCCCCUCUUAAUAGAAGAUUUAAGCUCUAUUGCUUUUCCUAAUUUCUUCAAACUUUUCAUAAUAACUAGCAUUUAUAUAGUGCUUUAGGGCUUGCAGAGUACUUUACAUAUGUAUUAUUCCAUUUUACUCACCUAUUGGACAUCUCUAUCUUACUACUUUGGCAAAUUGUUGAAGCUGAACCUUGAUGUUAUAUCAGAAAGAUGUACCUUGUGAUAGAGUUAGGGAAAAGUAUACAUAUUUGUAGUUAUAAAACCCUAUAAUAUAGGAAGAUGAUUCAUAGUUCUGUGGUUGCUAUAUAUAAAUAGCUCUUCAUUAACUUCCCACCUAACUUUAGAGGAAAUUUGGAGCUAACUUUAGAGGAAAUUUCCAAGGUGGAGACAGGAUAUGAUCAUGGCCUAGUGUGUAAUGUACAUACAUUUUUCAUUAAUUAUUAAUGAUUCAUUAUCUAGCUUGGUGUUGACUUUAUUUUUCCCCUCAAUUCUAACGAAGAGAAUUCUGCAUUUAUAUAUGUGUAUAUAAUGGUGCACAUUGAUGUGAAUGUAGUUUGGAGAUGAGAAUGUGUGUGCUUGUGUUUAUUUACAUCUUGUUUAUCUUACAAAGGUGAUUAUAUCAUAUUUUUUUCUUGAUUUGUUCCCAAAAUGUGGGUUUUUUCUUAAUUAUGUCUUCUCCAACCAUUAUAAGGUACUGUGGAAACUGUGGUCCCACUGUGUCCCAAUUCUCCUUACCCAGAAUCUUCCCUUUUAUUCUCUUGACCCAUCUUUUGUUUUCUAACCUUCAUACUCAUUUUCCUUCAUGUUAAAGUCAUGUUCCACCUCCCUUCCAAGUCUUAGCCCAUUUCUAAAUAUUGAUCUUUCCCUAAGAUUUAUUAAAAAAAAAUUUUUUUUACCAAUGUUACCAAUUCAUUCUCUCUCUCUCUCUCUCUCUCUCUCUCUCUCUCUCUCUCUCUCUCUCUCUCUCUCUCUCUCUCUCUCCAUAUCUAAAUUCUCUGUCUGGACUAUUCUAUCUACUCUAGCCUUUUGCUAUUGUGGACUAUUGCUUUUUGUAGAUAACCAAGGCCUAAGAUUAGGACCCAAGAGAAGAAAGGAAGUCUUUUGCUGUGGAAAGAAUAUGAUACAGGGAGAAAGAAGAGUCUGGUUUUAAAAGUUUAUGAGUUUUCAUAAUGGAGAUCCUUUUGUAGUAAAUAUAUUGAAAAACUGGUUAAAAUUCACUAAAGCUCAACAACUGGGAAACGUAUAAGAAAAGCAAGAUGGGAAAGUAUUCCUCUUUAAUUGAAUUAUCUUCUUACCUCCUAGGAACUCCGGAGUAAGGCUGGUAGAGGUAGUGAGCCUUUAUGUUAAGAACUGUAUCUGAGCUCAGAUUAAUGAGAUUUGCUUUGAGUAUGUGGUCAUUUUUUCAAUAUAUUUAUUUUUAUUUAAAAAAAAAUUUCCCGUGGUUACAUAAUUCUUGUUGUCUCCCUUCCCUCUUCCCUCCCUGCUCCUGGAGUUGACAAGUAAUUUCACUGAGUUAUACAUAUGUUAUCACUCAAAUCCUACUUCCAUAUUAUUCAUUUUUGUAAUACAGUAAUCUUUUAAAAACAAAACCCCAAAUCAUACUGGGUAAGUGGUCUUUUGAUGGCUGGUUUCACCUUCAGGAAGUCUGAUAGCUCAAUCAUUACCCAAUGAAGAAGUGAAAAUGAUGUCAAACUGCCUGAGUGCAAAUAUAUUGCUUAAAAAAAAUUGUGUGGCCAAAGCUGACAAAAGCCCCCAUAGUGAUGAUGUCAUGACUUUCAUGUCAACUGGUGAUGUUUUUUCAGGAUGGAUAUACAGAAAAGGCUAGGUAAUGUAGAGAUUGCUUGUGUUGCAUGUACUUCUAGUUUUUAAAAAAUAAGAUUUUGUCAGAUUAGUGGUUUUUUGUGUUGACAUAGAAAUACAUACAAGAUUAUUAUGUGUUAUACUACAGAAUAAAGAAAUUUUAUUUACUUUGUGA